UUUGUUUUGGUCAUGUUUACAGUCAGGGCAACUUUUGAUAAGUAUGUCUGUGUAUUAUUAUUAAUAUUAAUAUUAUUAAUAGUAUUAUCCAUCUGUCUAUCUAUAUUUUUAUUAUAACUUCAGUUAGAGGUUCAGCAGAUAGAUUCUUCAAUGCUUUAACCCCAUAAUGACCUCAUUUGCAACUUUGUGACGUCACAAUGCCCCCAUUAUGGAAGCUUUGUGGACAAAUAAAAAGCUGUAGCGCUACGUCUUUAUUUCAACUUAAUACCCGCAGCGCUGUCGAAUUCACAAAUCAGAUAGCCCAGAAGGUGUUGAUUAGUUUUUAUCUGACAGUAGUUCUGGUGGUAAUUCCUGGGUAAAUCCUAGGUUUAUAUUAAUCCACUCGUUCUAAUAUAUAUGUAUACACACACACACGUACGUUAUCGUUUCUAUAUGGGCAUGGAUGGCGGUACCUGCGUAAUCUGCAAAACCUAAUAAUAAACGGUUUAAAAAGAAGAGAGAAUGCCCGAUCGAUGUAGUCGCUAUAGUGAAGCUUUGUGUAUGUUUUUAAACAUUGUAAAGGAAGGAGUCUCCAGUUUCAGCGCUGUGUAAGUAGUACAGUCAGUACGUUUUCUGGACUCCGAAACAGAGCAGUUUGCGCGUUGCGGUUUCUUGGUAAAUAUGACAACCUGUGUCUUUUUGUUUUGUUUUGUUUUUUGUCUUAUUAACUUGAAGAGAGAAAAAAAAGAGGCUGGUGAGGGAACGGCUGUUUAUAGCUGCUGUAACGCCCAGUAGACGAUGACGGGCUCCCCCAUGGCUUCUGUACCGUCGCCUACUCCUCCAGUGACCGCUUCGAAGGCCAUUUUUUCCACGGAGAAAAGAAUGGAAAGGGCAAAUUCUUCUUUUUCGACGGCAGGGUCACUGGGAGAUUGGAGCCAAUCCCAUGGGACUCGGGGUACAUCCUGGACGAGGUGACAACCCAUCACCAUCACAAUCGCACACUACGGACAAUUCUGGAAAUGUCAAUCAGCCUAGAAUCACUCUAGAUGGAUCCUAUGUGGACGAUGUACUUCAGGGCCAGGGUGUGUACACUUACGAGGACGGCGGAGUGCUGUACGGCACCUACGUGGACGGAGAGCUCAACGGUCCCGCUCAGGAGUUCGACCCGGAAGGACGUCUGAUCUUCAAGGGCCAGUACAAGGAUAACAUCCACUAUGGCAUCUGCUGGAUUUACUACCCGGACCGAGGCUGCGUGGUGGGCGAGGUCAACGAGGACGGGGAGAUGACGGGCAAAGCAGUGGCUUACGUUUACCCCGAUGGACACACGGCUCUGUACGGGAGCUUUGUGGAUGGGGAGCUCAUCGAGGCCAGACUGGCCACGCUGACCAAUCAGGAGAACGGCAGACCUCACUUCACCGUUCAGCCUGACAGUCCUGUUUACUCCUACGACAAAUCCACUUCCUCCUGUAUCGCUGCUCACAAAACACUGAUCGACCCCUACGAGAGCCAGCGUGUGUACGUGGGGCAGUCGCUGAUCUCUGGGGCAGGAGAAGGCCUGUUCGCCAAAACUGACGCAGACGCUGACACAGUCAUGGCUUUUUACAAUGGAGUACGCAUCACACACUCCGAGGUCGACGCCCGUGAUUGGUCCCUGAACGGGAACACCAUUUCGUUAGAUGAAGACACAGUGAUCGAUGUUCCUGAACCCUUUAACCAUACAGAGAAUUACUGUGCAUCGCUUGGACACAAAGCCAAUCACUCAUUUACCCCCAACUGCAAAUACGACCCGUUCGUUCAUGCUCGCUUUGGUCCAAUCAAAUGCAUCCGAACAAUCCGAGCGGUUCAAAAAGACGAGGAACUCACAGUCGCUUACGGUUACGACCAUGAACCUUCUGGGAAAUCGGGUCCAGAGGCUCCAGACUGGUACAAACAGGAGCUACGUGAGUUUCAGGAAAGAGAAGCUGAAAGAAGAGUUAAGGACUCUUAUUAACCCCACCCCCUUCCAAAAAAAACAAAACAAAACAAAGAACAACACCUAAAUCUGCCUCUUUUACUGUCUUGCUCUUAGCUAAACAACUGUGUCUUUAAUACUUCAUCGUAAUAGUAUCAUCAUAACCUACUCUAUUUAUCAUUCUCGACGGAUUGGACGAGAAAUGCUCGGCUUUUGCAGUAUCUUGUUCUAUAAUAUGAAGGUGCUACGACGUGUACAGAUCUCAACACCUGUAUCUGUCAUGAAUGCAGUAAUAUAUCAAGCGACCGAAGCACAGCAUGAUGUGACUUAUGACUCAUCUGAAGUGAGAACUAUGCACUACCGAACCCAGCAGGUGUUCUUUGUUGCUACGCGAACCUCUACAAGCACCGGCAAUCUAGUCCAUUAGUAUGCGGUUUAACCCUCCCAUAGCUAUCGCCGUCGCAGUUUGUGUUUCAAACCCUCGCAGUGCAGUUAUUACAGUUAGCAUUGUCUCCUCAGUCUACCUGCACCGAGAGUGAACCGCAACACUAGAUUCUACUUAUUCUACUUUCAGAACAGUAUUAGAACUGCUCAUGCACUGUAAAUGUUUCAUUUGAAACCUUUUUGUUUUAAAUCAGUAAGAGGAAAAGUGUGAAAGUGCGUUAUGUGUGUGUGUGUGUUUGUGUGGGUGAGAGAGAGAGAGACAGUGGAAUGAGUAGCAGAUCACAAUAAGAAAUUAAUUCAGGUCUUUGAUAUGUAGAAUCUCUAAUCCAGGAUUUAUCAAUAAAACAUUAAAACCUGA
Messenger RNA from Ictalurus punctatus (channel catfish), 2732 nucleotides. It is a transcript of the gene setd7, whose product is annotated as SET domain containing 7, histone lysine methyltransferase. Gene Ontology annotation, molecular function: histone H3K4 monomethyltransferase activity; protein binding. Gene Ontology annotation, biological process: regulation of DNA-templated transcription. The record is from RefSeq and is a predicted model, not a curated record. The coding region runs from base 923 to 1969 and encodes 348 amino acids. The transcript has 9 exons. Lineage: Eukaryota; Metazoa; Chordata; Actinopteri; Siluriformes; Ictaluridae. Gene Ontology annotation, cellular component: chromosome.